AUGUUUUCUGUUUUGUUUUUUAUUUCAAAUCAUUUAGAUAAUUUACUAUUGGUUGGUGGAUAUAAUGGUCAUGAAACUUUAGAUACUACAUGGAUAUUUGAUCCUGUUGCUUGGAAAUGGCGUUCAGGACCAAAUUUAUUGUUUGCUCGUUCCAGUUGUGGUACAAUAUUAACAUCAGAUAAAUGUUAUAAUUUAAUAUUCGGUGGUUAUAAUCCUUUAAAAUUUAACAAUGGAUUUUCAGAUACAAUUGAAAUGAUUUUUUAAAAGGUAAAAUUAUUUUCUUACUUUUUUUUUUGUUUUGAUUGUAUUAUUCUUUUAUGUGACUAUGAUUCAUUCUUUUUGUAUUCUUAAGCUCUUAAAAACCAUUGUUGACCUUUAUCGUGCAUUGAAUGACGAUAAUGGUUGUGUUUUUAGUCUCAGUGCAUUGUACUGUUUUUUUUUUACAUCUCUGAUCUUACUUACAAUAUGUCUGACUGUAUGUGUCAACUGUGCUCAUACUGUGUGUCCUUGUUUUGUUUUUGUUAUAAAAGAGAAUUUCAUUUGAAUCACACUUACGCACACUGUUCAUGUAUGUAUGUAUGGUAUCCUAUUUUUUGUUUGUGUGUGUUUGUAUGAGCACAUUCUUGUGUUAGAUUCAUUUUUGUGUACCUAAUCUUCAUUUUUGCGUAUGAUAAUCUAUUUCAUCAUUCAUUCAUUUGCAUGUAUGAGAAAUAAUAACAGUAAAUAGAAUAUUGUAGACUGAUAUUUGAUUUGAUUUAUCAAUCGUUUAUAUAAACACUGUGGGA
This is a messenger RNA of Schistosoma turkestanicum, 785 nucleotides long. NCBI's taxonomy places the organism in Eukaryota, Metazoa, Platyhelminthes, Trematoda, Strigeidida, Schistosomatidae. The record is from the annotation of a GenBank genome assembly.